Corylus avellana is the source of this 908-nucleotide messenger RNA. RefSeq names its product NADH dehydrogenase [ubiquinone] iron-sulfur protein 4, mitochondrial. Lineage: Eukaryota; Viridiplantae; Streptophyta; Magnoliopsida; Fagales; Betulaceae. The record is from RefSeq and is a predicted model, not a curated record. Gene Ontology annotation, biological process: electron transport chain.
UCCUCCCGAACCGGAAAAAUAGGAGCAGCGUUGUCCACGGACCUUGGUUAGGCAGAAAUGGCGCGCUCUCUGCAACGGGGCCUCAACCUCGUUCGAUCGGCUUUCAUGUCCACAACGAGAUCGUUCUCUUCGGACGCUUUGGUGGAAGUCAAGCCCGGUGAGAUCGGCAUGAUUUCUGGAAUCCCUGAAGAACACCUUCGAAGAAGGGUCAUAAUUUACUCACCAGCUCGAACUGCAACACAGCAAGGCUCUGGCAAAGUUGGGAGAUGGAAAAUUAAUUUUCUGUCUACUCAGAAGUGGGAAAAUCCAUUGAUGGGUUGGACAUCAACCGGGGACCCAUAUGCCAAUGUUGGUGAGGCAGGACUCAGUUUUGAUAGUGAAGAGGCUGCCAAAGCAUUUGCUGAGAAACACGGUUGGGAAUACGAGAUAUUAAGGAGAAUAGGAUCAGACAAAAUUGUGCACAGCAUAAACUAAUGACAUCUCAUUAAGAAGUUAAGAGUACAUUGACUUCUUCUCGAUAUGCAUGUAAAUGAGUUGAUUUAUGAACUUCAGUUUAUCCCUUCUCUUGUUUCCAAUGACAUUUGUUUAUCUGGGUUGAAAAAUACUUACACACACACAUAUAUAUUACUUAUCAAAAGAAAAUUAUCAUUAUUCCCUUUGAAGUAUCGUGCAUCAAGCCAAUAGUAGACAAUCAUAAUAUUGAAUUACUUUUUAAAAUGCAUUCUUGUAAUUAGAUAGAGUUAGAAUUGUAGAAUAAAAUGCAUUCUUAUGAUUAUGUAAAAUUACUUGUAAAAAAAAGUGUAUAAUUAUUAACUCAAGUAACUUUGUUGUGACCAGAUUUUUAUUGUUAUUGUUACCUUCAGUCUGUUAUCCUCAUAUAACACAUCAUUGACGCACCAUUUGUUUCU